AUGGCGCCAUUGCUUAUCCCAAGCUUUUUCGUGCUUGAAUCCGGUGGGAAAUAUUUGAGCGUAGCAGAGAACAAUUCAAAAAACAACCUACCAUCAGGGUUCGUGAAAUUUAAUGAAGAAAAUAUUUGGAGUCCUCGAACCAAGUUUGCGGCUGAGCCAGCAGAAACCGGGGAGGAUGGCGCAAAAUUGGUGCACAUCAGAUCCUGUUACAACAACAAGUAUUUGGCGACACAACAAAUCGGGAACAAUUUAUGGAUUGUUGCUUUUGCCAAAAAGCCAGAGGAAGACCGAACAAAAGCGUCAUGCACGUUGUUCGAGCCUCAUUAUUCCUUGUUGUCGUCAGAUGAUCAACAAACAACAACAUCCGUCUGCUUGCGCCAUGUUCAGUCCCAGGCCUCUGCAACACACUCGUUGAGUGCGGAUGAUGAUGGUGACGCGGCCCAGGAAGGAUUGCUAAUAUCCUCUGGUAGUGCUGGAUCUGGUUUCCGUGCAAUUGAUUCCAAGUCUCUGAUAGUACUUCCCACUCUAGUGGCAUUCAAAACAUCAGACGCUAAAGGAAAAUUCGUCUGCUCCCGUAGACUGAGAAGCAUUGCAAUUCAGAGAGGUUGGCCAUAUCUGCGGUUCGAGGAUGACCUCGAUAUCGCAGAUGAAAAGGUGGCCAAGCAGCUCUUCCCCACUGCCCAGGGAUACUAUCGUGUAAAGGACUUGUACUUUGAUAAGUUCUGGAGGCGUAGUAAACCUUCCUGGAAUGGGGCUAACCCCAACUGGAUAUGGGGUGACGGCGAAUCUAACAAUACCUCUAACGAAACCUUGUUUUCCGUCGUCAGAGUAGACGACAAUGUCAUCGCUCUUAGAAACAUGGAGAAUAACAACUUCUGUGGUCCCCUCUCCGCGGAGGGAGAAUCCAACUGUUUGAACGCCAACUUUCCUAAUUUGACAAGUCAGGCUAUGCUGAUGAUACAGGAGACCGUCCUUUUAAGGACGAUCUCGGGUAUCACAUACCGGCUAUCUGACGUAAGGAUUUACGGGGAGCAGAUGAUAGAAUGUGACACUGCUUUUGCAACCAACAACCUCCCAGACCAUAGCGCCAAUAUCACGCUAAAUUUUUCCUUUACCGAUUCCAGAACCACUAGCUGGGAGAACUCAGUGUCGUUCUCAUAUGGAGUAAUGACAGAAUUCAAAACAGACAGGAUACCCUUCAUUGGGUCUGGAGGAGUCGAGAUCUCAACCGAGUUCUCUCAUUCGCAUUCGUGGGGAGGAUCUGAGACAGAGACGAUUGAAAGAGGAGCCACCUACAGUGUGCCAGUGCCAGCGCGAAGUACGGUAAAGGUGACGAUGCUGUGUAACAGGGCUCUUUGUGAUGUCCCUUUCUACUACACUCAAACCGACCUUCUUCCUUCUGGUGAACGGGUUACCACCAUCAAUGAUGACGGCAUCUUCACUGGCAUGAACUCCUACAACUUUCAUUUUAAAUCCGAGCUGGUUCCAAAUCCCUAA
Erigeron canadensis is the source of this 1497-nucleotide messenger RNA. RefSeq lists its product as uncharacterized. The transcript has a single exon. Bases 1 to 1497 code for a protein of 498 amino acids. Lineage: Eukaryota; Viridiplantae; Streptophyta; Magnoliopsida; Asterales; Asteraceae. The record is from RefSeq and is a predicted model, not a curated record.